CUAAGGUAUGUGUCCCUGGCGACUGGGUUGAUCUUCUUCAAGUCUUCUAGAAGCCUCGCGUCCCCUCCGUUGGUUGAAGCCGAGGGCGUUCCGUUGUCGUCCGCCAAAAGCUUUGUGCCAAACCUCCUCCAAUCCAUGUCCUUCGUCUGAUCUCAGCCGAGUCCGGCAGCAUCGCCUCCAGGGAGCAUGUCAAAACUAGAAAUUGCAUCAAGUGAAGGUGGUACUUGGUGUUGUUCCAUUUGCACAUAUGAGAAUAGUCAACGUUUUAUUGCUUGUGAACUAUGUGGAAUUCUUCGGAAUUCCUCUGUGAAGUUUGAAAUUGAUGAUCAAGCAGUUAACAGAACAAGCAUGAAUUCUGAAGUUUCUCUCAUGGGCAGAUCAUUAUUUUAUCAAUCAUCUAAUAGCAUGCCCAAGGCAUCUGUCACCUGUGCCAGCUUCCUUAACAAUAAAGCUGGUGAACCCCUUGAGAAAGGACAACUUUCUGCACUCAUUGAUCUCCAGAACAUAUUUUUGUCUCCAUGUUGCAAUCAAACCAAACAUAUAGAACCCUUCAGGUUUGAUACACCAUCACCAGAUGAUUUAGUUUCUUCUGGGAAGAGCACAAGAGCUUUUGACAAGGUUGACUCAAUGCUUUCAACAUCUCUGAAGAAUAUACGAACUGCUACUAGGAAAAAGGGAAUAGUAGAACUUUUACCUGACAAUCAAGUGCCAGAGAUUUUGGUGGCAUCAUCUUUGCCAAACUCUCACAAUGAUAAUGUAAGUGGAAAUCCCAGUAGUUCGAGAGGGGGAAGUCCCAGCAGUUCAAGAGAGGAAAAACAAGAGUUAGCUAACAAUCUCCAAAUCUUGAAGUUAGAGUUCUCUACAACUAGUGGACAUGAAAAAACCAAUUCAGUUUCUGACUACAAACCAGAGGAUUGGAUGCUUUCUGACAAAGGAAGAACCAUAAACCAGUUAAACCUUGCAAUUGUAGGUCAUGUUGAUUGUGGAAAAUCCACAUUGAGUGGAAGAUUGCUACAGCUUUUGGGGAAAAUUUCUAAGAAAGAGAUGCAUAGAUAUGAGAGAGAGUCAAAGGAAAAGGGAAAAGGUUCAUCUGCCUAUGCAUGGGCAUUAGAUGCGAGUGUUGAGGAGAGGGAAAGGGGCGUAACAAUGACAGUUGCUGUUGCAUACUUUUCAACAAAAAGAUACCGUGUUGUUUUGCUGGAUUCACCAGGUCACAAAGAUUUUGUUCCAAACAUGAUAUCUGGUGCAACUCAAGCAGAUGCUGCAGUUUUGGUUGUAGAUGCAGCUAUGGGUGCAUUUGAAGCAGGUAUGGGUGGCAAAAUUACCGGACAAACUAAGGAGCAUGCACAGCUUAUUAGGAGCUUUGGUGUUGAGCAAAUAAUAGUAGCAAUCAAUAAGAUGGAUCUUGUGGACUUCUCCAAAGAUCGGUUUGACUGUGUAAAGCUGCAAUUGGGCCAUUUCUUACGUACUUGUGGAUUCAAGGACUCAUGUGUGACAUGGAUUCCUCUAAGUUCCCUGGACAAUCAAAAUUUGCUCACAACUGCUUCUGACAAUCGCUUGUCUUCUUGGUACCAAGGAUAUUGUCUUCUGGAAGCCAUUGAUGGUUUACCACCUCCUCAACGGGAUGUUUCAAAGCCAUUUCUUAUGCCUAUAUGUGAUGUUAUUGUUAAACAUUCAUCAGCACAAGUAGCUGCUUGUGGGAAAAUAGAGACUGGAGCUAUUCGAAUUGGUUCCAAGGUUAUAGUCAUGCCUUCAGGAAAUCUAGCUACUGUAAAAAAUAUAGAGAGGGAUUCUUCUCCUAGCAAUGUAGCAAGAGCUGGUGACAAUGUGGCUGUCAGUUUGCAUGGUGUUGAUGCAGGACAUGUGAUCCAAGGUGGAGUUUUAUGCCACCCAGAUUUCCCUGUUAACAUUGCAUCUAACUUAGAGCUGAAGGUUCUCAUCCUCGACAUUGAAACUCCAAUUAUUGUUGGAUCUCAGGUUGAGCUCCAUGUACUUCACUCGAAGCAAGCUGCAAAGGUGGUAAAACUACAGUCGCUGUUAGAUCCAAAAACAGGACAUGUUAUAAAGAACACACCACGUUUCCUCAUAGCCAGGCAAAGAGCUAGUCUAGAGGUGGAACUAGAUGGAGAUUUAUGUGUAGAAGAAUUCUCAAGUUGUCGGGUUCUUGGACGGGUCUUCUUGAGAGCUUUAGGAAGCACAAUUGCUGUAGGCAUCAUUACUCGCAUUCUCAAACAGUGAUGAAUGUCCAACAACAGAAUCAGUGCAUUGCAAUUGAUUGGAGAACAGUUGCCACAUCUUCAUUUCUCUUAAUCCACUUGGCAUGCAUAUCUUUGUGCACUUAUGAGGCCGCAGGAGCAGUGCUCUGGGUGUUCCUUCUCGAACAUGAUGCGACACAAAAUGCACAGCCAAAAGCUGGAUCUUCGCGAGGGAUGAUAAUGAAAAUUCUACCAUCAUGAAUGGAAACAGUUAAAUUUUGGUUUGACGGAUAUUCAUUGUUUCCUGGAAACCAAAUGUUCAAUAGAUGGUGUCAGUUUAGGAGAAUUGAGCCAAAUUUCUCCAAUCUCUUCCUGUUUUGAAUGCACAUGAAGAAGAUGAAGAUCUCCAACUAACAAUUUCUUCUGUGAUAUAUAGGUCCAUUUCCUGCUCAAAGUUCACAUUGUUUUGCAAACGAAGGGAAUCAGAAAGAAGCAAUGGCAACUUGCUCAGUGACUGAAUGGCUAGUUAAUUGGUACCCCUCGCAGUUGUUGAAUGAUUGGAUUGUGGAUGGUAUUAAAAUGGUCCGAGCGAAGGAUCUCAUGCAACUUGAUAAAACGAGCUCACCGGAUUCUGGCAUCUAGGCAAAUGCUUACAUAUCUACUUGAUAAAACAAAGGAGAGACGGUUCCCCGGUUCCCCUAACAGGAUGGGAACGACCUUCGGGCUUUUCGGCCUUUCCUGUGAGAAGAGAAUUUAAGAAUAUUGACCGUUUGGAUGAGUUUUUAUGAGUACUUUUUAAUUUGUUUUGAUGGUUGAUAGAAAAUUUUUAUAAGGUCGAAUCGGUCACUCUUAGAAUUAGUUUGUUUUGGAUAUUAUUAGGACCUUUGGCGGCCGGUUUGAGGGAGUGAAUAGUCCUGCAAAAAAAAUAACCUUUUUCGGACUUUAUAGUUUAAUAAAUAUUAACACUGGCAUAAAAUAAAUAUAAGAAAUUAAAGCAUAGAAGAGGCAUGAAAGAGUUUACAAGAUUACAACUAGAGAGGUUGUUAGUAUAAGGAAGAUGAAAAGCGCACUAAACUCUCCUUCAGAUAGAGAUUUUUUUACAAUAGUUGAACUAUUAAAAAUAUGAAGGUAGAUAAAAGAAAUCGUUUAUAAGUGUUCUUUUUUUUUUUUUUCUUAUUGUAUGUUGCUUCUGGGAGUAGGGCUGUUUUUGUAGCGGGGCGUUUGGAAUGAGAUAAAAGUUUAAUCCCCGACGUAGCAGGUCGUGCUACGUCGCAAAUGACUAACUUUUUUUUUGUUCCAGGUGCUUGGAAGGGUUCCGGGCGUCCAAAUCAGAAAGUCAACUUUCAGUUGUUUUUUUGGUUCGGGUUUUCCACUUCGGUCUCGCUUGCAUUGGUUCAGAUCUUCCGUUCCGGUUUCGCUCGCUUGAGUGAUCUCAAUCAUUUGAAAUAGGGUUCACCCGAACCUAACUUCCAACCUUUGAGCAAUCUUCCGUUUCGGCUUCUCGUCCCUCGGAAACGUUGUAGCCUCCUUCUCGUUCGCCCACGUACUCUUCCGUAG
Zingiber officinale is the source of this 3752-nucleotide messenger RNA. Its product is annotated as HBS1-like protein. Gene Ontology annotation, molecular function: GTPase activity; GTP binding. The coding region runs from base 187 to 2238 and encodes 683 amino acids. The transcript has 14 exons. The record is from RefSeq and is a predicted model, not a curated record. NCBI's taxonomy places the organism in Eukaryota, Viridiplantae, Streptophyta, Magnoliopsida, Zingiberales, Zingiberaceae. Gene Ontology annotation, biological process: translation.